GCCUAGGCGCCCUACUUUAACCCUCCCAUUCACCACUCCUUAACUUUUUUUUUCAACCAUUAAUUAUCUGCACAUAUGUGAUUUAUGAUAAACAUAUAUGUGCUAACCACUAUCUCUUUUCUUCAUCGGCGAUCAUCACUUUUAAUCCCAUUGCUGGUUUUCACGUUCACAACAUUUCCAACGCCAUGGCGCCACGAACCCGACGCUCGAAGGUUGCAGAGGAGAGCUCCGCAACAGACAGUGCUAGCACUACUGCCUCACAACCUGUUGUUCCCCUACGCCGUGGAAGAUCCUCUAAGAUUACCACUAUUGAUAGCAAUUCAGCUAUUUCAGACAGCGGGUAUUCAACACCUGCAACUAGUAAUCCUGUUACUCCUGCGCCCUCUAUCACGAGCAAGCCUCCUCAACCCAAAAGUAGGGCACGGUCGCGCCUGGUUGUUGAGUUGCCUGAGCUCCCCAAAGACUCAACCUCGACAAGCAGCAAGUCUAACAGGCGCAUCUCUACAACUUCGUCUAGAGGUGUCACACGUCGCCGGCCUGCCCCCAUUGCCUAUACUGAAGAGGAUUCGGAAGAUGAUAUAAAUAUGGAGGAGGCACCUCGUGAAGAUCCUGCCCCUGCUAAGGGCAAGAUGGUUACUAGUCGCAAGCGACCCAGUGCUGUGAUAGCCCAUAAUUCUGAUGCCGAAAGUGAUAUUCCUCUUUCAUCAACUCGAGUCUUUAAGAAGCCAAAACUUACCGACCCUAUGAGUGAUGAUGAGCCCGACUCAGAGUUGGAUGAUGAGGAGCCUAUUGAUGAUAUGUCCGAGGCUUCUAGCACAUAUGCUCUUGAUGAAGAUGAAGAUGAAGAUAUCUCAGAACCCGACUCCGAUGAUCCGAUCACCGAUUCCCACACAACCGUGCAGGCAGCUUCUCAAGCAGUCUCACAAGCAGCCUCACCUACAGCCUCACAUACUGCUUCAACUAUGGCUGCACGUACACCUCAGCGUGGGUUUACUUUUACCCGCUCGCGUCGUAUUCGUCGUCCUCUAAACAGAAAGGAAAGGAUGAGGAUGAAGUUAACCAAGCAUCAUCCAGAGCUCGAAACCAUGUGGGAUGACCUUGAAAGCAUGCCUGUUCUCAAGGCCAAAAAGGCCGAGCAGCCGAUCACCAUCUCCCGCCAGUUGAAACCGUUCCAACUCGAAGGUCUUUCCUGGAUGAAGGCUAUGGAAUUAACAAAGUGGAAGGGUGGCCUACUUGGAGAUGAGAUGGGUCUUGGCAAAACUAUCCAAGCGGUGUCUUUAAUCAUGUCCGACUACCCAGCAAAAGCACCGUCUCUGGUGCUCAUGCCACCUGUUGCCUUAAUGCAAUGGACAUCUGAAAUCGAGUCCUACACAAAUGGAAAGCUAAAGACUCUAGUAUUCCAUGGCACCAAUGCCAAGGCCAAGAAAUUGACAACCAAAGAACUUAAAAAGUUUGACGUUAUCUUGAUGUCCUAUAAUACCCUGGAGUCCUUGUUCCGCAAGCAAGAGAAAGGUUUCAAGAGGAAAGAGGGCACGUAUAAGGAGAAGAGUGCUAUCCACCAAAUUAAGUUUCACCGCGUGAUUCUCGACGAGGCUCAUUGUAUCAAGUCCAGAAACACCAUGACUGCGAAGGCAUGCUUUGCGCUCAAAGUUGAGUAUCGCUGGUGCUUGACCGGAACCCCCUUGCAGAACCGAAUCGGAGAGUUCUUUUCGCUGCUUCGAUUUCUCAAGAUUACCCCAUUCGCGGAAUACUUUUGCAGAGAGUGUAGCUGUGCCAACCUCGAAUGGUCUGCGGACGAGCACAAGAAUUGCAAAGAUUGUGGCCAUUACAUGAUGUUGCAUGUUUCGGUUUUCAAUCAAGAACUUCUGCAUCCUAUCUCCCGCAGCGGUAACCGCGGCGAAGGCAAAGAAGCCCUUGCUAAAUUACGUCUUCUUACGGACCGGAUCAUGUUGCGCCGUCUCAAGAAAGAUCAUACAAAUGCCAUGGAACUUCCCGUCAAGGAGGUCUACGUGGAUCGCCAAUUCUUGAGCGAAGAGGAGAACGACUUCGCGAAAAGCAUCACGGAUAACAGCCAGCGCAAGUUCGACACUUAUGUGGCGCAAGGCGUUCUUCUUAACAACUACGCCAAUAUAUUUGGUUUGAUUAUGCAGAUGCGCCAGGUCGCCAACCAUCCUGAUCUAAUCUUGAAGAAGAAUGCACAGGGAGGACAGAACAUAUUAGUCUGCUGCAUCUGCGACGAACCUGCUGAGGAGGCGAUUCGGUCCAAGUGCAAGCAUGACUUCUGCCGCUCUUGUGCGCAGCAUUAUGUCAAUUCCCAGGGGGCUCCAGACUGUCCUCGCUGUCACAUCCCUCUAUCUAUCGAUCUAGAGCAGCCUGAGAUUGAGCAGGACGCAAUACUUGUCAAGAAAUCGUCCAUAAUCAAUCGCAUCAAAAUGGAGAACUGGACAUCGUCGUCUAAGAUUGAGCUGCUCGUUCAUGAGCUCCACAGGCUACGAUCGGACAGUGCUUCACACAAGUCGAUCAUCUUCUCGCAGUUUACUACAAUGCUCCAACUGAUUGAAUGGCGUCUUCGAAGAGCCGGCAUCACAACAGUCAUGCUUGACGGAAGCAUGACGCCGGCUCAGCGACAAGCUUCCAUCGAUCAUUUCAUGAAGAACGUCGACGUAGAGUGUUUCCUGGUGUCGUUGAAAGCGGGUGGCGUCGCCCUGAAUCUUACAGAAGCGUCGCGGGUGUUCAUUGUCGAUCCGUGGUGGAAUCCAGCAGCAGAGUGGCAAUCGGCCGACCGAUGCCAUCGCAUCGGACAGACACGACCAUGCAUCAUCAAGCGCCUCUGUAUCGAGGAUUCCGUGGAGAGUCGUAUAGUUGCGCUACAGGAGAAGAAAGCGAACAUGAUUAGAUCGACUGUCAAUUCGGAUGAAGCCUCGUUGGAGGCUCUCACACAUGAAGACCUCCAAUUUCUCUUCAAGGGAUCUUAGAUUUUUUUUCCUCCUCUUUUUUCGUUACACAUUCCCACUUUCAGUGCCACGUGUGUUUCGGUGGCGUUACCCGUACUCUCGGGAGGGUUGAUUGUGUUAGUCUUCCUUUCGGCCUUCUUUCCUUUUAGUUCUCGAGGACAUCGGAUUCCGGCUUUGAUAAUCUCAAUUAGCAACUUGCGUGGGAUGGUCGUUUCACUUUUGCAAUACGAUUUUCAUCAAUGGCAACGUCAUAUCUCUACGGUUAUGAUAUGAAUCUUGCCCCUCCAAGACUACAAUCUGUCUUAUAUUCGGCGCGUUACGUUUACAGACAAGGUAA
This is a messenger RNA of Daldinia caldariorum, 3291 nucleotides long. Its product is annotated as SNF2 family N-terminal domain-containing protein. The transcript has 4 exons. NCBI's taxonomy places the organism in Eukaryota, Fungi, Ascomycota, Sordariomycetes, Xylariales, Hypoxylaceae. The coding region runs from base 186 to 2975 and encodes 929 amino acids. Gene Ontology annotation, molecular function: metal ion binding; ATP-dependent chromatin remodeler activity; ATP binding. The record is from RefSeq and is a predicted model, not a curated record.